AUGGAGGAUGACAGGGAACUUUCAGCUAUUCUCGACAUGUGCCUGGAGAUGGAAGAGGAGCGGAGCUUGGUGCCACCCGCAGCACUCCACGUAGCACAGACCGGAUUCGCAGAAAGACAAGGCAUGCAUAUCAGACCCCAGUAUCAGCAUAGCGUGCAGGCAGCCCAGGCAGCAGGGCCUUUGCUCAACGAAGCAGUUUUUCAACCCCACCUCCCUCCAUACAGUCAACUCCACCAGGGCACUGGAGCGGGGAUUGCACAGGGCCAACAGGGAUGGCGUAGUGCUUCCAUGGAGGUGUUUAGUGGGCCAUAUAUUGGAAAUCCUCAAAUGAAUUCGCUGGGCACCUCAUAUUUCCCACCCGCUAGUAAUUAUCCAUAUUUCAGCGGGAUUGGCAGCUCUGCAGCUCCUUUAGCGGAAGGCGCAUUGCCAAAUUGGGGCCUUGGGGGGCCGUGGCCUCCAGAAGCGCCUUGCGCGCCUUCUGUUGUAAGUCACGGCGAGUCGGGCAGCACGUUUCAUCCAGCAUUUGCUAGUGGACCACCGUGUUCAUUAGCUGUUGAAGGUCUUCCGGCGCAUCAGGAGACCCGUUCCCAUCCACAUGACCAUAGCGGUCCCACCUCCACCGAUGGGACUUCUCAGAGAGAUACUGCGUCACUAAAGAAGCCUCAGAAAAGGCGUUCUGCCGCAAUUCUAAGCCAGCUGGUAAUUCCCGGAAAGAGGCGGAGGGGACAGCGCGUUAAGAAUAAACAACUUUACAGUGGCGUUACACCUGAGGGCCCCAUUGAGUUUGUAGCUUUCGCCCCAUCUGAAGCACAGGGCAGUGCAGCCACAAUCAGUAAGAUUCAGGCUUCCUCUGGCUUCUUGGGCGAACCAAGUUGGUCAAGCACGGAGGCAUCCUCAGGAGAAUCGGAAAAUAUUGUGCCAAGUACGGCGCAAACUACAGACGCUCCUUGUAGCGAAUCACGAUCUCAGCUUACAGAAUCCGUCCCCGUCUCCGGUUCUUCCGAUGCCUAUCAUCCCUUUUACAAGCUACCGGUAUUGCAGGAGAAUGCUAUAGUGAGGAAGUUUUGCGUGGGGAACGCGUUUGGACACACCAUCUUGCUCGUUCAUCCUUCGUCGGCCUUGAGGUUCAUGCUGACCUCUUUUGCAAAACUGCGUAUUACUGAAAGGGAAGCUAACGGGAUUAUUAUCGAGUCUCAGCGUAUUGUGAAUCACUUGUUUAAUUUCCAUAAAUCAGCUGUCCCGUGGCGGAGCGCUUCCAAAGCUGUUUUGACUCUAGGACUUCGCUACCUGAUGCUGGACUCACUACUCUGUGCAGUUGAUCUUUUGGGGCCGGCAAUGGAUGCGCCACAGUGGUGGCCGAAGCUCAUCAAAUUGAUUCCAACAAAAAUCGCUAUUGCGGAUUUACGACUGCAGCUUAAUCGCAGCAAAUACUACGCACUACUUGCAGAACGGCUCAGCGCCGCUUCAGAAUCGAUAAAGAAUGGCCAAAGACCUGGAGCAAAGGAAACAGUUGCGCUAAAACGGGACCUCUUUUGCACGGAAAUGUCACUUCCACUGUUUAAGAAGCCCCAGUGGGACAUAUGGCGCUACUAUCACAAGCUCUCCUGCGGAGAUGCACCAGAACACGCUUGCGGCUGA
This is a messenger RNA of Eimeria tenella, 1638 nucleotides long. RefSeq lists its product as uncharacterized. The coding region runs from base 1 to 1638 and encodes 545 amino acids. Lineage: Eukaryota; Apicomplexa; Conoidasida; Eucoccidiorida; Eimeriidae. The record is from RefSeq and is a predicted model, not a curated record. The transcript has a single exon.